UUCUCUCUUCCUUCUUUCUAGCUAACAACGAAAUCUCGUCCUCCAGUUUCCAAGCUAUUUAAAAAACGUGUAUAAAAAUAAAUUAUUUCUGAAUUUGAGUGCGCAGAUAUUAGGGUUCACUUUCGUAAUCCGAGAAAGUUUGAGAGAGAAAAUCGAAACCAAUGCAAGUUUGAUUGAAAUCGUAACUUUCUCUCUCUCAAUCUCAUUUUUCGAUUAAUUUUCGAGAGAGAAAGUACGAAAAUCGGCAUUGCCAAGCCAACAACAGUAAGGCAGAACUGCAUUUCUCAUUGUACGCGAAAAUUUAUAUACAGCGAGAGGAAUUAUUUGGCGCCAUUUGGCUUUGUUGAUUCAUUUUGAAAAAUAAUAUUAAAAGAAGAAGAAUGUGUUUGUUUGUGUGAAUUUUGGAGGAAUGGAGGAAUUCGAAAUGGAGGAGUUUAUGGUAGAUGAAUUUGUACUUGAUUUUGACUACGAAUUUGAUGCGCCUCAAUACUUUGAUUUCUCUCAACCAGAAACUUUCGAAGAAACUACAGAAACUGAACGCUGGUUCGAAUCGGCCGCAAGUUAUCAUCCUUCGUCUUUUAUUCCGAAUUCAGACUGGAGAUAUGAUAUCCCUGAGGACGGGGGAAGCGACAAUAGUGAUUCUAGAAGCGUGAGUUCUGUUGGUGCUAAUACUGACGCUUCUUCAAGAGGACUGGAUUUCUGUAACCACAUGGACCAAGAUAUCCCAAAAUCCAAAACCAAGUCUGUGAUCAAGUCUUUAUCAAGGAGUUCAACUUUAAUGAAACCCACAGCAAGUUACUUGGCAAAGCAGAUUCAAACUCAAGAAGUUAAUUCCAAACAAUUUUUGGGAAGGUUUCAAAAGCUGUACGGAAAAAUGGACAAGUCACAGAAUUCUUAUUUGAUUGAGAACCUAGCUACCAAGAGACAAAAGCUGGAAGCUGGUUAUUUAUGCAAGGUUUCUCAUCUGAAGCAUCGAGCUUUUACCUUACACAAGGUUCCUAACAAGGCAGGAGACCUUGGGGUUAUUAUGGUGUAUGCUAGAUCUAAAGUUACUACUCCUAGAGAACCCAAUCUGAAAACUGCAAAUAGAGCGCAAAAACAUCGGUCCAAGGUUAAUGCAGGGUCAGCUGAACAUGCAAAAACAAAUGCUUACACCUUUCAAGCACGUCAUUCGAACAGAAAAAUCUUUAAAUCUCCUGCAUCGCCUCUCAUCAAAAAGAGCACACUUCGGCUGAUUGAGAGUCAAGAGUUUCAGCUGAGAACAUCUGAGAGGGCCAGGCAACAUGCACAUAACAGUGUAGCAACCAGGCAUAAUUAUAAUUCUGUCUCACAAAAUGAAACCAAAUAUUCCAUAAGACUGAACUCUGUCUAUGCCCAAAAGGAAGAGAAAUGUGCAGUAACACAAAAGGCUAAAUCUCACCAUUGCAAGAAGUUAAAUAAAGGAGAAAUUGGUGUCUUACAGAAGAUCAAACAGGGAACCAUAUUUCCAAUGGAAUUUGAUAUUCCUGAAGAUAAGACAUUUUUGAAUCAGCCACCAAUUGAACUACUACAAAAGCUCUCCCUUUCAUCUGGCCACACUAACAUAAAACCCCAGUCAAAGAUGCGAGUUCCUUUGAAGGAUUCAAAAGAGAGCACACAAAAUUCCAUCCAUUCGGAAUACAAGAUGAUGAAAACAAUCAAGAAAAAUUCUCAAAGGUUCAUUCAGAACAAUUCUCCAAGGACUGCUGAGAACCGGUACCAAGGUGGAAAAGCAUCAACUUGUAGAAGGAUUACUGAAGUUGGAGGGAACAUUAACAGGAGCUUGGCUGUCCGCUGAGAUCUACAGAACAAAGCUUUUAAGAAUUGAGUCUUAUCAUUUUAGAUGAAAUCCGAUACCGGUUCGGCCUAAAAAUUAUGGCAAAUAUCUGCAGAUAACUUUUUUUUUUUUUGGGUUUUGUAUAUUUUUUUUAUGCAUGAUCAUAGCAAUAAAAAAGUUUUGGAGCGCAAGGUUUGGUUAAGAUUAUGGUUUAGCUUGAUGUUAUAUGUAUAUGGUGACAGUUGGGAUACCUUGAUAUAACAUUACCAGAGGGUAAGAAGCGUGUAAGAUUGAAGUCUGGGUUGCCAGAACGGUCAGAAGAAUCUUAAUGACUCGUGAAGAUGUUUCCCAGUAGUAAAAAUCCUGCAGACAUUGCACUCACAUCCUGUGCAACUCUGAAGGCAAAAGCCUUUAAAGUUUUAACCAGUAAUAAAUAAUUGAAGCAAA
Messenger RNA from Mangifera indica (mango), 2242 nucleotides. RefSeq lists its product as uncharacterized. Gene Ontology annotation, biological process: activation of protein kinase activity; regulation of mitotic spindle organization; mitotic spindle assembly. Gene Ontology annotation, molecular function: microtubule binding; protein kinase activator activity. The record is from RefSeq and is a predicted model, not a curated record. The transcript is spliced from 17 exons. Bases 410 to 1816 code for a protein of 468 amino acids. Gene Ontology annotation, cellular component: nuclear microtubule; mitotic spindle. Lineage: Eukaryota; Viridiplantae; Streptophyta; Magnoliopsida; Sapindales; Anacardiaceae.